This is a messenger RNA of Haliotis rubra (blacklip abalone), 594 nucleotides long. RefSeq lists its product as uncharacterized. The transcript is spliced from 2 exons. The coding region runs from base 1 to 594 and encodes 197 amino acids. The record is from RefSeq and is a predicted model, not a curated record. NCBI's taxonomy places the organism in Eukaryota, Metazoa, Mollusca, Gastropoda, Lepetellida, Haliotidae.
AUGCCACGGUUUAUAGAAAAUCAGCGUCUCCGCGCUGUGUAUAUGCUGGAAAAGACAACCAUACAGGAUGUUGUGGCCCCUCUCAAGCAGGAGAUACGUGAUUUGAGAGUCGAACUCCACCUCAAGACUGACGAGCUAGAACAGUACAGUCGGAGGAACUCUUUGAGGAUAUCGGGAAUCAAGGAACCCAAGUGGGGAGAGGAGGACGAAAAUAUUGAGGAAGUUGUGCUGGAGGUGCUUAAGGAUGUGCACUCGGAUAUUUCACCCACAUAUAUUGACAGGUGCCACCGGGUGGGCAAGAAACGGCGAGAACAGAACAGGAGCAUAUUGGUGAAGUUUGUGAGUUAUUGGGACAGAAACAAAGUGAUCAGGAACAAGUUCAAGCUCAAGGGUAAAAGAGACAAUAUCUACAUCAACGAGGAUCUGACAAAGUACAGAAAUCAUCUGUUCAAGCUCGCCAGAGAUCUGAAGAAGGAGCAGAGGAUCUAUUCCACCUGGACAUACGAUGGCAGGGUUUAUAUCUGUGAACAGUUGGAAGGACUCAUUCGUGUCAUUCAAAGUGAGUCUGACCUCGACAAAUAUAGGCGUCAGUAA